Molecule: messenger RNA, 972 nt
Organism: Wyeomyia smithii (pitcher-plant mosquito)
Lineage: Eukaryota; Metazoa; Arthropoda; Insecta; Diptera; Culicidae
Exons: 4
Coding region: 268-846 (192 amino acids)
Source: RefSeq, a predicted model, not a curated record
CAGAUCUCUACAAAAAGUAUCAAGGCGCUUCUCGCUACGGCGGUAGGAAGUCAGCAACGUCUUUGUCGAAUGCAUACUAAAUAGUUAUGAUCAAGGAAACGCUAGAGAACGCUCCAGGAUUUUAUUCGACACUCUACAAUGAAUUAUAUGAUAACAAAAUACCGGAUAUUAACAAAAUACGACAAAUGACAAGAAUUUUGUGUAACCGAUGGUUUUAUCAAAAUAUGAUUGAACAUCAUAGGUAAUCUUGUUAAUAGAUAUCCGACAAUGCAUGAGAAGUGGAACUUGGCAAAAUCCAUACUGGGUACUUUCCCGCAAUUAGAAGGCACAAGGCGGAUGCCAGAGGCCCCGAAAGAGUCGGCGUUCUUCUGGAAAAAUGGCGGUAAUUUGAGAGGAGCGCACACAGGCCUCAUCGAAACACGAACAAACAAUAUGAGAAAGGAUCUUCCGCGAGAAAAACGGAAAUUCACCCGCGAUAAAGAUUUAGUCAUUAUGGCAGCAGUUGAUGACGACAUUGUCGAAAAAGCAGAGCUAUGUGCAGCGAUAAGUGCGGUAACGGAAAAUGUUAGGAGAAUUGGAGAAUUAAUGGAAUCUACUUUUUACUACCACAAAUAUCUCCUCACAACCAGAGCAACUUUUAGUGAUAUCAUAUCGGUGUUUCCGCAUUUGCUGUCAUUCGAAGGAGACAUGGAAGAUGAGUGGGCGGAGCUGCAGCACAAAUCUGAAGGUCCAAUUCUCAUAUGCAUUGCAGAAAUAUUCAAAGCCGGUCGAUACGUGAUUAUGAUAGACGAAACACAUCAUGUCGAAAUUGCUACCAGUGAGAAAGCAGUGGAAAUUUUGAAGUAGAAUACUUCUCUCAGGAAGUUCGGCUACAUAGGGAUGUGAAAUGAAAAUCUAAAACCGAAAAAAGUGAAAAAUAUGUCCAAUUUCAAAUGCUAAUAAAUCGGUUAGUAUUCGAUGGAUUUCCUUCGU